CACAUACCACGAAAACUACAUUUCGACCACAAGAGAAAUGGAUUGAAACUCAUGACUAUAACAUUAUGACAGGUGAAAUUAUUGUCAACAAAUCAAUGAAGACGUACAAAUCUACUCCAAUCCAUUCAUUCAUGUUCUCGAUUCACUUCAUCCAUGUAUAUAAAUACACACACAUGACGUUGAACAGUCGUCAUAAUUGUACACCAACAAUGAACUCAAUCAAGGUACUCUUCAUUUGCAUGUGUUUAUACACGAUAGUAAAAGUGAUCGAAGCUGAUACAGAGGAUAAGGCCAGUGCAAUACAAGGUGAAGCGUCAGAGAAGAUUGCCAAACCCACUAGGAAGCAUUCCAAACUAGGAAGAUCAUUAGGAAGGGAUAAGAAGAUAUUGUCAACAAAGCUACCAGAUGGAGCGGUCAAAGUUGAGAAGCCGAAACCUGAACAGAGUGGAAUCAUACUGGACCUGAUCGCUGGACUGCUUUAGGAUGUAUGAUGAAG
Molecule: messenger RNA, 496 nt
Organism: Schistosoma rodhaini
Lineage: Eukaryota; Metazoa; Platyhelminthes; Trematoda; Strigeidida; Schistosomatidae
Source: the annotation of a GenBank genome assembly